GCCGUCGCCUCUGCCGCCGCCUGCCCUCGCCGCUCCUCGCCCCUGCUGCUGCCGCCCUCAGCCUCGGCCCCCAGCCGCCCGCCGCACGGACGCGUUAGUAAAAAGUGCUGCUCCAUCGGCUGAUCCUCGCUGAGCCGCGGCACCGGGCGGCCCGCCAUGCCGAAGAACAAGAAGCGGAACGCCGCCCGCGGCGGUGCAGCAGCAGCAGCAGCAGCAGCAGCAGCAGCAGGGGCGGCAGCAGGUGGCCAACACAGAAAUGUGCAGCCUUUCAGUGAUGAGGAUGCAUCGAUUGAGACGAUGAGCCACUGCAGUGGUUUCAGCGAUCCUGCUAGCUUUGCUGAGGACGCUCCCGAUGCCGUCGAUGAAGAAGGAACUCAAGAAGAUAUGGAGUACAGGUUGAAGGGAUUCAUUGACCUUACAUUUGACAAGAGUGCGAAGACGAGGCAGGCAGCCCUUGAAGGCCUUAAAAAUGCCCUGGUUUCUAAGAUGCUUUAUGAGUUUAUUCUGGAGCGAAGAAUGACUUUAACUGAUAGCAUUGAACGCUGCCUGAAGAAAGGCAAGAGCGAUGAACAGCGAGCGGCUGCGGGUCUGGCCUGUGCUCUCUGCGUGCAGCUGGGGCCCGGGAUCGAAAGUGAAGAGGUUUUAAAGACCCUUGCGCCCAUCCUAAAGAAAAUAAUUAGUGAUGGAACGGCCACGAUCCCAGCUAGACAGGCGUGUGCAACCUGCUUUGGCGUUUGCUGUUUUAUUGCCAUGGAUGACAUCACGGAGCUGUAUUUAACUAUGGAGUGCUUGGAAAAUGUCUUCACCAAGUCCUACCCCAAAGAGAAAGACUGCAACGGCAUUUGCAGCUCUCCCAAUACGGCACUUCAUAUCAGCGCUCUGCUCGCGUGGACGUUGCUUCUGACCAUCUGCCCCAUUAAUGAAGUGAAGAAGAAGCUUGAAAUGCAUUUGCACAAACUCCCAGGCCUGCUUGCUUGUGACGAUGUUAACAUGAGAAUUGCUGCUGGAGAAACCUUGGCCCUUCUCUUUGAACUGGCAAGAGGGACAGAUAGUGACUUUUUUUACGAAGACAUGGAGCCGUUGACGCAGACGCUCCGAGCUCUGGCCACAGAUGGGAACAAGCACAGGGCCAAGGUCGACAAGAGAAAGCAGCGCUCUGUCUUCAGGGAUGUCCUGAGAGCCGUGGAGGAACGUGAUUUUCCAACAGAAACUGUUAAAUUCGGACCCGAGCGGAUGUACAUUGACUGCUGGGUGAAGAAACAAACCUAUGACACCUUUAAGGAGGUGCUGGGAUCAGGAGUGCAGUAUCAUCUGCAGUCGAACGAGUUCCUCCGGAAUGUAUUCGAACUCGGCCCCCCCGUGAUGCUCGACGCGGCAGCCCUGAAAACCAUGAAGAUUUCCCGCUUUGAGAGGCAUCUGUACAAUUCGGCCGCUUUCAAAGCACGGACAAAGGCCAGGAGCAAGUGUCGGGACAAGAGAGCGGACGUGGGGGAAUUCUUCUAGUAUUUCACGCUCACCGUCAACGGCUGGAGACGACUCACUUCCUCGUUGCCGAUUCCUGAUCUACCCCUCCUGUGACUGCUAACAUAUUUAAAGUUUUUAAUCUUAGAUAACCUUUAGAACAAGGUUUGAUUUCCCGGCACCAUGGAAUGCACAUUAUUGGCAAAUGUGAAUUCUAAUUAUUGACGCUUCUUUGUACAUAGAAUGACUAGCCUUUAAUAAAGUGAAUAGAAA
Messenger RNA from Tachyglossus aculeatus (Australian echidna), 1734 nucleotides. RefSeq names its product interferon related developmental regulator 1 (gene IFRD1). Lineage: Eukaryota; Metazoa; Chordata; Mammalia; Monotremata; Tachyglossidae. Bases 157 to 1503 code for a protein of 448 amino acids. The transcript is spliced from 12 exons. The record is from RefSeq and is a predicted model, not a curated record. Gene Ontology annotation, cellular component: nucleus.